This is a messenger RNA of Spirometra erinaceieuropaei, 4896 nucleotides long. The record is from the annotation of a GenBank genome assembly. NCBI's taxonomy places the organism in Eukaryota, Metazoa, Platyhelminthes, Cestoda, Diphyllobothriidea, Diphyllobothriidae.
AUGGAUCGGUCGCGUCUGUACAAAAAUAAGAGUAAAGACAACGAAGUACGCUUAAUCAUCUUUUACUCUUCUCAUUUUACAGGAGUUACGAAGACGGAGGAUUGAUCAGUCCGUAGAAUUACGGAAAGCCAAAAAAGAUGAACAACUGCAAAAGAGGCGUAACGUUUUGGAAGGUGUUGACGAAACAUCUCCCCUGAAAGAAAAGCAGGUAUGAUGGUAGUUUGCUCUCACGAAGUAGACCCCCGGCACGGAAGUAAUUAAUUACGAUAAAAUCAUAUCAGAGAUGGGGAGCAGAAAUCAGGAAGUCCAACUCCAAGCUAUCCAGACCUGCCGUAAAACGUUGUCACGCGCAAAGAAUCCGCCGAUCGACGAGUUCUUUGGCCGUGGUGUUGUCAGUCUGCUCACAGCGGCCCUUGAUGCAAAAUCGUUAGUCAAGUCCUUUUUUAACGACUGCCGUCUUCAGUGACUCAAUUGUUUUCGAGGCUGCUUGGGCCCUAACCAACAUUGCCUCGGGGGAGUCGCACCAUACACAGGGUGUCGUCGACAGUGGAGCCUCUCCAAAGCUGAUAAACCUUCUGUCUCAUAAGGACAUACGGAUAGCUGAACAGUGCAUCUGGGCCCUUGGGAACAUCGCCGGCGAUGGUACCUCUCAAAGAGACAUGCUCAUUCGCAUGGGCGUUGUGGAGCCCACUUUGCGGUGGGUUGCAAUUUCCCUUUGUCUUGAUCUGAACCUUCUUAUGUACUUACCUACUAAGUCAACCUGUCAGGUUUGUGCUUGCUACUUUUACCUGCCGGCGUUAUGCCUACCUGAACUGGCCAGGGACUGCACAAGCGCACUGUCGAAUUGAUUUCCUUUUGCAUGGUCACCAUCACAAUCUAUAGCACUAACAGCUUAUAAUUCGAUACAGCCGUGUCUGACAGUUGCUGGUCCUCAUUUUACAGUGUGCAGUUGAGUUCGACGUAAUGAUUAAGUUCUAGAAACUGAUGAAAUACGUUUUGAGGCGAAGCCUUGAGGUCGGUGCUCACAAGCACCGAACUAAGCUGAAAAUUACUAUAAUAGCCCUGAGUUUUUCGCGUAAAUCUACUUUCCCAUUAAUGACCCCAAGUUAUUACCCUUUGGGAAACCAACUGUGAUGAAGCGGUAUACUUAUACGAUCUGUAAAACCUUCCAUUCCAAUAGUACCUUCGCACAAUUAGUGUUCCCGUCUUUAUCUCCUAGACAGCACAUUUUGGACGUAUGUCGGUACGCUCAGACGGUGGAAAAGUCGAAUGUUUGUAGACUUAGUGCUUAUAUUGGAGUUCUGCAGUAAUCAGAUAAACCCACCAAGGCCUGAAGCAAAGGCGUGAGCGAUUUUCUCUUUCCUGCUGUACCGCAAUAGCGAUUUCGGAUUUUAAUCCCACUAAUGCACUUAGGAUAGACAUACUACUGUAGACUUUGAUUUACCGAUGAAACACGUUGUGGAGUAACUGCCAUGGUUUCCUGCCCUUGCAAUUUGUGUCUACUACAUGCCUGCGUUAUGCCUUGGUGCAUACACGUGAAAUACCGCGCUAUUAUAGCCUUAUGAAAAGUGGCCACUGCGACCCGCUCUAGAAGUUCUAGGACUUGGCUUCCCCAUGAUUUUCUAUAUCAUGUCCGAAGCCUUUCGCGGUUAUUUCGCUAUGAUAUCAGCUGCGGACUUGUCAGUAAGUUUUGAGAACGUGCCGAGCAGGCUUGCCGCCACGUAUUUUUGUCGUUCUUCACCUGCCGCUUCUGUGGCUGGGCUCACGACAAGCGUAUAAUCGAUUUCUUCAUACCACUUUAGAGACGCUUAGCUACUUUCGGAACUAGCUUGUAAUUUAUAACUGGCCUUUAUAAGGUCAGCAGUCUUUCGAAGGCGUCUGUUCAGACCACGAUUUGCAGGGCAAAUUCCAGCGUAUCUUACCAGAAGUUCUGAACCCUUGGCAUCCUGUGGAGGUUUUCACGUUACCCUGCAGACCAUCCAUCCGUUUAGGUUCUGGGGACUGCUACUCGGCAUUCCACCCUUUCUCGAUCCGGUUCAGCGAGUUUUAUAAAGUAGGCUGUAACCAGUUGAUUUUAACGGACACUUGGUACACUAAGUGCUGUAGUGCUAAGGGCAGUAGUGUUCCCCCACUUCCAUAGGUGUCUUGGCAAAAGGAACAUCAAGUCUAAAUACAACAGGUCGAUUGUCACAGACAAAGAAGUCUGCCAUGUGUCCCACAUACUUGGGUGUGGAUUAGUUUGGCGUGGGACGGGAUUACGUAGCAUCCACCACACACUUUCUUUACACCUCCGGUGGCAAGGUAAAGUCAGGACGACAGAAGGCGUUCGCAGGCGUGGUAGAUAACAAAGCUGAAGGGCUCGUUUAUGCGUGGUUCACACGGCCCGGCCUCGCAAUGCGUGUCAGACUUGCGGGGGCGGCUGGGAUCUCAUCAGAGUGCCAUAAACACCUCGUGAGAAAGGAGCUAUUGCAUCAGGAUUCACAGUCAUGAGAAGGACCGAGUUGUUCCGUUAUUUGGCAACUGCCCAAGCCACGAUUCGACGCAUCGUGGUGAAUCCAGAUGCGUACGACUUAUUAUAGUUCAGAACACACAGAGAUGUACUAUGAGGACGGAUUUCCAUGUGUCGGCCUCACCCCUAUUCCAUGCAUCAGUCCAUUGUCCCAGCUGGUCAACCAGCGAGUUAGAGAGCUUUGACGAGGUGGCCGACGUAGCGUAAAGGCGUACGCCAAGGGCGUGCCACACGCCUAUAGGGUAGUAAUUAUGGACUAGCGUGGACUCGGCGCAGCCCGAGAGACGCGGGUCACGAGCCAGUAUGGACCCCGUUCUGACCCUGCGCAUCUUCAGCACAGCCCAUUGUGAGAACCAUACGUACUCAUCGUAGGCUGUCGAAGUUAUUGGUAUGGCUGUCAAAUUGCUGGUUAUUCUCUCACACUUAUUUUUGUUUUCACAGCCUCCUCGACCGGGCGUGGGGCAGCCCCGGUGUUGUUGCAAACAUAGCGUGGAUGCUAUCCAACUUAUGUCGCAAUAAAAACCCACACCCUCCUCGCGAAACUAUACAAAGGCUUCUUCCGGUUCUAAACAAAUUGCUGGGAUACUCCCAAAGCGUUGAUGUCGUUAUUGAUGCUGCAUGGGCAUUAUCCUAUGCGAGUGACUCUGCAAAUGAUUUUAUCAAUGACAUUCUCGCUAGCAACUGCGUUCCACCUCUAAUUAAGUUGCUGGGGUCUGGUACGGUAAGUCUGAAAGCGUUUCGAUAAUCACAAGUAAUCCUUUGCCAGUUUGCAUUUUUAGUUUGGGUAUGUUUCUACGUAAGCCUUCGGGCUCAUGUGGCUUUCCAGUUUUCUUCGGACUUAGCCCUCAUGUAGUAGUUUACAGUUUCAAGUUCAGUUUAUUUUGUGAUCAGUAGUUUAGCAUUGGUAGUUCAAUCUUGACAAUUUGCCUCCAGAGUUCAUUUCUAUCGUACUGGAUUCGAGUGCGGUGAUAUUUUAAAAUUUUCCAGACCAAUCGCGUUCUUUUUCCGGAGGAGUCUGCUCAUAAUUGUUGAGUUUUCAUCCAUCUUUGUCGCAAAAUGUUUGCCAUUACUUGUCUCUAUUAUCAUCGACACUAUUUAAUAUUGAACAGCCCGGCUUGAUAUCACCGGCUCUACGUGCAAUCGGAAAUCUGGUUUUGGGUGACGAUGACCAGACCCAAGCAAUCGUUGAUGCGGGAGUUCUGGCAUACAUGCCUAAUCUUCUCAAUUCAGACAGAUCGAGCAUCAUUAAAGAGUCCUGCUGGAUGUUAAGUAACAUCACUGCGGGUAACAUUCCUCAAAUACAGUCAGUGAUCGACGCAAAAAUUGUCCCACGUGUUUUAGAACUUAUGCUCAAGGUAAGGCCCUUGUUCUACAUUUAAUUUCCAAACCGGUGGUCUGCUUGUUAGCCGAAUACCUAAACUUUUUUUCCUUUAGGAAGAGUUCAAGAUCCAAAAAGAGGCCUGUUGGGUCAUAAGUAAUAUGAUUAACGGCGGCUCUCCUGAGCAACGGGCAUACCUCUUAAACCAAAAUGUGUUGGCCGCUUUAAGCAAGCUCCUGACGGUUGCUGAUGUUCGUGUCCUUGUCCUGGUGCUUGAGGCUGUCCGGCGGUUGUUUGAGGUAAGUCUUCGCACACUUUUAUCAAAUGAAAUUAUAAUCUAGAAUGAGUGCCUUUCUGGUAUUGUAUAAUGUUCCGGUAGUUCGUUCCCUGUACACAUCUCAACCUCUACUGCUUAUCUAGUCCCCCAAAGUAGAAAGUUUCACAAGCAAUCUAGUUACUAUGACUUCAUUUCAAGCCCUGCUUUACUAUUGGUUUGGACUGUUACAGGAAUAACUCGAUUUUUUUCUCCUGUAACAGACAGCAAACGAGUUUGGGCAACUCGAGCAGUGCUGCCUGUCCCUGGAGGCCUGUGGUGGUUUGGACUCUCUUGAACAACUCCAAGACCACAGCAACGAACAGGUUUACCAGGCGGCCUACGACAUGAUCGUGACCUUCUUCAACGACGCAGUAAGUAUAUUCAUUGAAAGGUUUCAUUGGGACAUCUUCCUAUGUACCCAGUAAAGACUGUUUAAAUAUUGAAGUGAAUUUAUGUACCAAUCUUCAGACUAGAACUAGGUGAUGAGUACGACCCCGCUUCCGCGUUGUAUAUUUCGCUUUCUGACUCUUCAAAACCACUCAGCACAGCUUGAUCCAUCAUUUGCGGACAUCGGUCUGCCGUUUAAUGGCUUUUGUUUAAAGAAAAACCAAUCAUACUGACAUUUCUGGUUUUCAGGGCAACUCCACUACAGAAGCGCCCGAAGGCGAGGAGCCAAAUGCCCCAAACGACUCUCAGGAGUUUCAUUUUGUUCCGCAGCCUACACAGACCGGCUCUACAGAUUUCGAGUUUUAA